AUGCGGGCGGAUGAAAGUAGUAAGUUUCUGUUCUUUCUGGCUGUUUUUCCGUUUUUAGAUCACGUGUAGAAUAUCAAUGGGGUUUAUGGAAAUGGAAUGUGUUUACUAGGGGAAUGCCUGUAAAAGUAGUGUAGUUUCAUGGGAUCUUGAAAAUGCGUUUCAUAGUCUGUUUUUCGGCUAUUUGAUACAAAUGUUCUCAACGAGUAAGAAUGAACAGGUAUAAUAUAAAUAAGCGACGCAAUUUUGAUACAAAUAAAUUAUUGGGAUACUGAGGUUUUCGAUGUUCUCUCAAAUUCAGAGCCUUUUUUCGAGGAAUUAAUUUUUGCGAGAUUUGGGAAUUCUUUUGAGAGACGCUAGCUAAGCCACGUGAUUUUGAUUGCGGAAAUGAAUUAAUCAAAGGCAACAUGAGACUUUUAUUUUUUUUAUCAGACGUCACUUUCACUUUUUGAGCUAUGAGUAUUAGUUUUUAGAAGAUAAAAUUUCUAUUUCCUCCAAAAAAUAGCCUGUCUUGUCAAUUAGUACCUAUGAUUCUUUUCAGAAUUGCCCUCAAUUACGGAGGAAGCUCCAAUGGAUGAUAAUGAAGUGAUAGCUCCGAUAUUCCCUGAUUCGGGUCCUCCCCCAUUACUGGCCUUACCCGCUCCGCCGAGUUAUUCCCAAGCGAUCGGACCGGAUUUGCCAUCGAUUGGAGGCGAAAUGGAAGGCCAAAAUCAAGAUGAAAAUGGCCAUCGAUACGUGGGAUUGGUGAAUCAGGCAAUGACAUGUUACUUGAACUCUCUUAUCCAGACAUUGUAUAUGACGCCGGAGUUCCGGAACAUUAUUUAUAAGUGAGUUUUUGAAUUUUUGCAAUGGUCGAAUUUUGGACUGUUCUUUAUUUUUGUUUUUAGGGUGGAAAGGAAAAAUAAUGCCCGUGACAUUGCAUUCCAACUACAGAAACUCUUCUUACAGUUGCAAACUAGCGACAGGACUAGUCUGGAAACAGUGGAUUUAACACAAUCGUUUGGGUGGGAAAACGAAGGUAAAUUUGAUUUUCAAUUGUAUUGGACUUGAUGUUUAGGGCUCAAAUGAAUUGAUUUAAUUUAGUGUACGACCAGCACGAUGUCCAGGAGCUUUGCUGGUUGAUGGUAGAAGCUUUGGAAAAGCGGUGGGCCAACACUCAAUGGAAAGGAAUGAUUGAAAAUCUGUUCAAAGGCGAGGUGGUGGAUUAUGUGAAAUGCAUGAACUGCAAAACCAUCAAAUCGAGGAAUGACAUUUUCUUGGACUUGUCGUUGGCUGUUCGGGAAGACGGUGCAACGGAAAGCCAUAAGACCUUGGUGAGUAAGGCGAUUUAAUUAUAUUGUACUUGUUGUGUUUCAGCAAGAAGCAUUAAAAGCUUUUAUAAAACCUGAAUUGCUGGAUGGAAAUAACCAAUACAAGUGCGAGAAGUGCGACUCACUUCAAGACGCACAAAAAGGAUUGGGAAUCACGAGGUUCCCAUAUCUGUUGGUCGUUCAACUCAAAAGGUUCAGCUUCGAUUACAAUACAAUGCACAGGAUUAAACUAAAUGAUCGGUAAGUGGAUUUAAUAUUUUUGUUUGGUGUUUUAGGAAUCAGAGAAUACCUGGAAUUGAUGGGAAUCUAACUUUUAGAUUGACAUUCCCCGACUUUCUGGAUCUAAAUGAAUAUUUGUACAAGCCCCCGGAAGAAAAACCGAAAAUGUCUUGGGCCAACGUGGCCAAGAAAGCCCCAUCCCCGACUCCGUCAAACGAAAAGUCCGAAUCGAGUCCGGAAGGUGAUUGGUAUGAUGUCUUUCCUGAUUCGGAAGUGGUGGAGACAAUGCUGAAGAAGGGCCCAUAUGUGUACGAAUUGUUCUCGGUCAUGGUCCAUCAAGGUUCGGCGACUGGAGGACAUUAUUAUGCAUACAUAAAGUAAGUAAUCUUUUGAUUUUUUGUAGUUGUGCAUUUAGGAACCUUGACCAACAGAAAUGGAUGUGCUUCAACGACUCGAAUGUGAACUUUGCCUCUUAUCAAGAGGUGCAACGCACAUUUGGUGGCUCAUUUUCCUAUGGAGGGAUGAACAACUCCAACGCCUAUCUUUUGAUGUAUCGACGCAUCGAAAAAGAGCGGAACGAACACUUCAUAAGCACCCAGGACCUUCCACAACACAUAAAGAAUAUAAAGGAGAAAAUGGAAACCGAAGAGAGGGAAAAGGAGGAAAGGAAAGCACUGGAGAAGGCCAUGGUGAAGGUGAAUGUAAUUUGCAACGAUUUCAAUUACAUCCAAGCCGAACCGAAGGAGCUGAUGAUCCAUAAAGAGACGUCCUUUGAGGAUAUCAAGAAGAAAUUAUUGGAGAACUAUGAGAAUUUGCAACGGGAAGCAAGACUUGUGGAAUGCAAGAGUAACUGGAGAAUGGUCAGGGAAAUCAAUAAGGAAAUGUUUGGGGACAAACCGGUAAGAUGUUGUUUUAGUGGCAUAAAUAGCCUCUAAUCUGGGGAGGAGGUUGUCUGGGGGAUGUAAAAAUUUACUAUUUUGGCCUGUUUUUAUUGUAAUGGUAUUAGGUUUACUGUACAUGAAGAAUACACAAUAUUGUUUCAGCCCCUUUCUCAUCUGAAACCGCCAUCCCGAUGGUCCAGCGUCCCUGCCGAAUGCCACAUCAUGAUCGAUACCCGCGAAAGAGCCCACUUCCAGGAGAUCCCGGAGUGCUCCCAAACAGCCGAGGUCUGGCUGGUGGACCUGGACAAAAAGGCGGUUUAUCCGGUGAAAAGAGUCGCCUUCGAUCCGGAAUCGACGGUCGGCGACCUCCGUGGAUCAUUGUGCGCCAUCGGGAAGAUUGGGGAAUCGGACCCGCAUAAUGUUCGAAUCGUCUACAGUCCGUAUGGUGAAGAUGGACAACUUCAACUGCUAGAUCAGACCGAUGAUUUGGUCAGAAAGUUUAUCAGAACUCCCAAUUGUAAUCCGCAGGUAACUGGUUUUGGUAACUAAUAAGUCAUUGUUGUAUUUUACAAUUGAGUUAAAAAAAUUUUUUUUUAGCUGUAUGUUGAUGUUGGGAACUUGGAAAUUCUUGCGGAAGACCGCAAGAGGUAUUUUGCGAAAACGGAAAUGUUCCGAUUAUUGGAUUCCCACAUGUACAAGAUGCAUCUGCAGCUUCAUUUGCCCUCAUUGAGUAAGUAUUUUUAUAAUUUCUUGAUUGUUUGCGGGCUGUAUUUUAUUGUAAAUGUUUUGUUUUCAGACGAUUACUGUCGGCUCGGCGUGUUCCCGCCAAUGAUGUGCCGAAACGGAGCCCGCUCUCCCAUCGCGUCCCCAUUCGCCAUCCAACGAGGCGACGGGAAACCCUUUUCCAUAUCCGAUCUCAACGAAGACACCAACUCCUCAUCCACCCCAUGUCCCUCGAUUAACGAGGCACCCGAUAAUGAGGUCUUCCAGGCAUGGGAUUCGAAUGUCCCGACUGUUUCGAACAUCCCCUUGCCCACUUAUCCGGAAGGAGCGACCCUCUCAUCCACCGCAAAGCAAGGAUCCUCAUCGAGCACUCCGUUGUCGGCUUCUUCCACUUACUCGUCGUCCAGAAGCAACGAAGAAAAGAAUGCGUUGGAAAUCCCGGAUGAACCGACCUGUUCCAAAAGUUUUGGUGAGCCUUUUUUUUAUUUACUUUUUUUAUUUUUGUUGGUUAGAUAUCUAAACUGUGUGGUAAUGGAGGAGUAUUUGAGCUUAUUCUUUGUCUCUAUUUAUAUUAUUUUAGAUUCGAAAGAAGAACCGCAGGACGAUGGUGAGUACUUGUUGAGCAACUCGGACACCCAAUCCCAACCAGCCUCGGUCCCUCCAUCAUACGAAUCGUGGGAGCAGUCGAAUCUCGACCAACCCGGCCCCGAAGAUCUCACCGCCAAGUAUCAGGACCCACCGCCGAAAUACGAGGACUGUGUGUCGCAAAUCCCCCUGACUGCCGAGAAUCUGAAACAAUACUUUGACGAACCGAACAAUGACAACGCUUCCUUGAGUGGCAACUGCACUCCAAGAGGAUCCUGGGACUCGAGCGAUGAGUUGAACGCCUCCCCACCACCGUAUCAACAGAUUGAUGAGUUCCCGUCCUCGUCGGGAGAGAAUGCAUACUCGAACAAUGAGGUGGAAGAAACAGAAAGCAAUGAUUUUGACAAUAUGUUUGAGGUCAGAUCGAAAAGAUAUGAUCAGAACGGGUCUAUGGGUAUGUUGAACAGGAAAUUUGAUUUGUUUUUGAUGGCUACCGAUAUGUUUUUGAUUGUUGUUGUAAUCUUGAUCGUUGCAGUCUUUCAACUUAACGUGGACAAGCGAAUGCCAGUAGGACGCUUCCAAGAAUGGGUCGCGCAUCAAAUAAAACUCCCCGUGAAUCAAGUGGAGUUCCUCAAAUUCGCCACCGAAGAGGGAUGCGGGUUCCAGGUGCGAGUCAACCAAAACGACUUGAUGCGGGAUGUGAUGCGAGACCUGCACCGAGUGGAAGUCCGCCCAAGGCUAACACCGAGACAGGGAGAGGUGGUCCUCAGCAUCCAUCAAUACAUUGCGGCCGAACCGAACAUCGACAAGCGUCCGGUUUUGUUUGAGGUCAUGUACGAUCGAUCCUCGCCGGUCAGUCAUCUUUUAUUGAAGUGUCAGGCGCUGCUCAAGGAAGUUUAUGCCGAGGAAUACCCCCUAAAACAACUUCGAAUCAGAGCGCUGGGAGAUGAUAGUGCCCCAUUGUUGCAAUGCAAUUCGACUCUGCCAUUGGACAAGAAAUUGUUCCUACAAGUGAUUGAUGGUAUGUUCAGAGGAUUGGUUAUGGUAUAAUAUUCGGUAUUGUUUCAGACAAGCAGACCCUAAACCAACUAGAAGAGGCGACAGACGAAGAAGAGGAGCAUAUGGUUGUGGUGAUGGUCCAGCGAUGGUGCCCACAAAGUUUUGAGACCCUCCCUUUGUUUGAGUUGUUCCUACCAUGGGAAGAGAGCGAGGUUUUCACGAAGAAAUUGAGGAACAAGGCCGCAGAACGAUCGGGAAUCCCUGUGGAGAGAGUCGAAUUCUCGGAACCAUUCCCAACUAAAGACGAGAUUUGUGCCAGAUACCCAUUCUCGAGGCCGAUAAGCGAAUUGAUCGAGACGGUGGAGUUUGGAGAGAAGCUGGAAUGCGCCGGAAUCAACGGGAAAUUGGUUUAUAUUAGGUGAGUUGAGGGAUUUGUGAGAAAUGAAGUCUUGAAACAGCGGUAGUUGGAAAUGUUUUAGGAGUGAAACACUGUUGAAUAAAAGGUCUGAGUUGGAUUGGUAGCCAAUUAAUCUCACUGGUUGGGCGAGGAAUUCGUUUAUCCUGAAAAAUUUAGCUCGAUUAUGCUGCCCAUCCAAAAAAAAUUAAGGAAUAAAAAAGCAUGAUUGAGUUCCGUUUACAUUUUUACGGUGUUUUUGUUUCAGGGACUCCGAAGAAGAGCGCAAAGUCCCAACAGAAGACGAGAAACGCGUGAUCCGCAACAAGGACCAGCGUCGCCUUCAAAAAGAAACUGCCAACACGUUCCGCCGCAUGGAGCGCCCCCUCCGAAUCCAAGUCGCCAGCAUCUCCGAAAGUGAGCCCUAA
This is a messenger RNA of Bursaphelenchus xylophilus (pine wood nematode), 5536 nucleotides long. Lineage: Eukaryota; Metazoa; Nematoda; Chromadorea; Rhabditida; Aphelenchoididae. The record is from the annotation of a GenBank genome assembly.